AUGUUAAAGUUCAUUUUUAUAAAUAUUUUAUUGAUUGCGUUUGUUAAAGAGUGGUGGUUUAUUCAAAUUUCUUUAUUUUUAAUGUGUUUUAUUUUUAGGUGUUUUAUGGGACAUGACUUUUCUGUUUCGGGGUUGGGAUUAAGAUUAGGUUCUGAUCAUUUAGGUUUUAUUUUAAUUAUAUUAAGAAUAUGAAUUAUGGCACUAGUUAUUUGUGCAAGUCAAAGAAUUAAAAAAACAAAUAAUUCUCCUAGAGGGUUUUUAGUUGUAAAUUUACUAUUGCUGUUAGCAUUGCUUUUAACGUUUUCAGCAACAGAUUAUCUUUUGUUUUAUAUUAGAUUUGAAAGAUCUUUAAUUCCUACUUUAAUUUUAAUUUUAGGCUGGGGUUAUCAACCUGAGCGAAUUCAGGCUGGAGUUUAUAUGUUAUUUUAUACAUUGUUUGCCUCUUUGCCUUUGCUUGUUUCUCUAUUAAGAUUUUACAGAUUGGGUGGUAGUCUAACAAUAGGUUUAGUACCAUGCGCUGAAAGAUCUAAUUUUAUUACUUUUAUGUGGUAUUUUUGUACAAUUUUUGCUUUUGUAGUAAAACUUCCUAUAUAUCUAGUUCAUUUAUGACUUCCAAAGGCUCAUGUUGAAGCUCCUGUAGCUGGAUCUAUAAUUUUGGCUGGUGUUUUAUUAAAAUUAGGUGGUUAUGGUUUGAUUCGUGUUCUCUUUUUAUUUCCUGAAGUAAAUAAAAUAUUUUCUUGAUUUUGAGUUAGUGUGAGAAUUUUAGGUGGGGUAAUUGUAAGAUUUAUAUGUUUACGUCAAGUAGAUAUUAAGUCAUUGAUUGCUUAUUCUUCAGUAGCCCAUAUAGGCUUGGUAUUGAGAGGACUAGUAGUUUUUGGUUGAUGGGGUCAAACUGGAGCUGUAGUAAUUAUGGUGGGGCAUGGAUUAUGCUCGUCUGGACUUUUUUGUCUUGCUAACAUAGUUUACGAGCGUUUAGGAAGUCGAAGAUUAUUGGUGAAUAAAGGUUUAUUGAAUUUUAUACCUAGUUUGGGAUUGUGGUGAUUUUUAUUGAGGAUUGGUAAUAUAGCAGCUCCUCCUACAAUUAAUUUAUUAGGAGAAAUUAGACUAAUUUUAAGUGUAGUAAGAUGAAGAAAGCUUAGCAUGUUUGGGAUUGGUUUAUUGUCUUUUUUUAGAGCUGCGUACACUUUAUACAUAUAUUCGAUAAGACAGCAUGGGUUGUUUUUUAAUUCAUUGUUUUCUUGUUGUUCUGGAAAAGUUUCUGAAUACUUAGUUUUAAUAUUACAUUGAUUGCCUUUAAAUGUUCUUAUUGUAAAAACGGCUAUAAUUUUACCAAGAUUUUA
Homarus americanus (American lobster) is the source of this 1340-nucleotide messenger RNA. The record is from the annotation of a RefSeq genome assembly. Lineage: Eukaryota; Metazoa; Arthropoda; Malacostraca; Decapoda; Nephropidae.